Messenger RNA from Penicillium canariense, 1035 nucleotides. Its product is annotated as SUR7/PalI family protein. The transcript is spliced from 2 exons. Lineage: Eukaryota; Fungi; Ascomycota; Eurotiomycetes; Eurotiales; Aspergillaceae. Gene Ontology annotation, cellular component: cell cortex of cell tip; plasma membrane. The record is from RefSeq and is a predicted model, not a curated record. Gene Ontology annotation, biological process: fungal-type cell wall organization. The coding region runs from base 1 to 1035 and encodes 344 amino acids.
AUGGUCGCCGGGACGGAUGCUCCCGUCAAUGGCAAGCGGCACCUCCCUCUCUUCCGCCGCGUCUCGCCGGACCGGCCCAUCGCCGGUCGGCGCCAGUCCACCCUCCACUGGCAUCGCGCCCUCCGCUCGCUGCUAUAUCUGCUCGCCUGGAUCUUUCUCCUGCUGGUGGUGAUUGGCAAUUUGUCGAACAAGCCGGUGCUGCGCAGCCUCUACUUCCUCUACCUGGACCUUUCCAACAUUAUCCCCUUAUCCGUGCCCAAUGCCGUCCUGAUCAAUUCCAUCGCCCGGUCCAUUGGACUGCACGAUUUCUACCAAGUCGGUCUCUGGGGUUUCUGUGAGGGCUACGAUGAUGAGGGAAUCACACGUUGCUCGAGCCCGAAGACGCUGUAUGCUUUCAACCCGGUUGACAUCAUUCUGAACGAACUGCUGGCUGGCGCAAGUAUCGCCCUGCCCAGCGACAUCCAAAGUCCCCUGCACCUGGCGAAGAUCGCAUCGAACUGGAUGUUCGGCCUUUUCCUUGCAGGAGCAGUCCUCAAUUUCGUCAUGGUCUUCCUCAGUCCAUUUGCCGUCUCCUCACGCCCCCCGCAGAGCAUUAAAUCUUGGGUCUCUGGCGACCAAGUCACGCCCUCAGGACGCCCACCCCACCGGCGCCGUACCUUCGUCCUCCUGCGCUCGUUUCCUUUCCUCAUCCUUGCCUUUUUCGCGGCGCUGACCACCAUCGUCGCCUCGGCCGUGGCAACAGUCAUGUUCGUGAUCUUCGCGAACGUCUUCGCCAACGCCGACCCCAACCUGAACAUCAAAGCCCAUGUGGGCAAGAAGAUGUUGGCAUUCAUGUGGGUUGCUUCGGCGUUCAGCUUGAUCGCGUUCAUCAUCCAGUUCGGCUCCUGCUGUGCGUCGUGCUGCGGUGGCCACAAGGCGCGCAAGCAGCUUAAAGCGCAGGGCAUCGAUCUACGCGAGAAGGGCUCUAAGCAUACUUCGAGUUCCCCUGAUACCCCGGUGGAUUUGCAUAGCCCGCAUGCCGUGACUACGGAUUAA